Rhizopus microsporus ATCC 52813 is the source of this 850-nucleotide messenger RNA. RefSeq names its product ATP synthase subunit 5. The record is from RefSeq and is a predicted model, not a curated record. Gene Ontology annotation, molecular function: proton-transporting ATP synthase activity, rotational mechanism. Gene Ontology annotation, biological process: proton motive force-driven mitochondrial ATP synthesis. Gene Ontology annotation, cellular component: membrane. Lineage: Eukaryota; Fungi; Mucoromycota; Mucoromycetes; Mucorales; Rhizopodaceae. The transcript is spliced from 5 exons. Bases 43 to 681 code for a protein of 212 amino acids.
GAAAAUAUUGCUCUUUUUUAUACAUUAGCUUAAAGUAUAACAAUGGCUUCUCGAUUCACUCGUUUGACAACUGCUGUCCCCAAGUUGGCUCGUGGCUACGCUGCUGCUUCCGUCAAGGCCCCCAUCACCCUUUACGGUCUUGAAGGUCGCUAUGCUACUGCACUUUACACUGCUGCUGCCCGUCAGAACAAUCUUGAAGCUGUUGAGAAGGACCUCAACACAUUUGGCCAAGCCAUCAAGAAGGACACUGCUUUCAAGAGUUUUUUGGAAAACCCCACUGUUCCUCGCGCUACCAAGUUGAAUGGCCUUAGCGAUGUUGCCAAGAAGGCCGGUAAGCCCAGUGAAUUGACCAACAACUUGCUCGAAGUUUUGGCCGAAAACGGUCGUUUGAACACCCUUGACAAGGUGAUUGAAGCCUACAGUGAAUUGAUGAGUGCUCACCGUAAUGAAUUACCACUCGUUGUUACUUCAGCCAAGCCCUUGGAAAAGGCUGCUUUGAACAAGAUUGUUGAUUCCCUUCAAAAGAGCAACCUUGCUGAAGGCAAGAAGCUCCUUGUUUCCAACAAGGUUAAGCCCGAUAUUCUUGGCGGUAUCUUGGUUGAAAUUGGAGACAAGAGCAUUGACUUGACUGUUUCUUCUAAACUUGCCAAGUUGAACAAGUUGAUCACUGAUUCUGUUUAAAUAAAUAAUUGAAAAGGAUGAGGAGUUGAAUAUAUAAACAUAUAUGUUGUCAUUAAACUAUAUAAAAAUAAAACCUUCGCUAACAAAACAUGAUCAAGACGCGCGCAACAGUAAGUUCAGAGUUCAUCAACAUUACAUCAGGUCGACAGCAUACUUUUUCAAAGUACGA